GAGCUUUUGCAACGGAUGUGACCUAUGGCGCCACACCUUUGCAUUUCAGCAGCAUUGGCAAGAGGAUCGCUACAGCUAACUUCGGCUUGUUCGAAAAUACGAAAUUGCUCUUGGAGGUGUCGCCAGAAGCACUUCCGGUUGUCGACGUGUUUGGGAAAACAGCUUUGCAUGUUGCAGCAGAUACUGGACAUUUUCACAUUCUCCAGCUUUUGCUCGGACACUGGCCUGAAGGGUUGUUUAUCAAAGACAUGAAUGGCCAGACGCUCAUGAACUAUGCAGCAUGCGGCGUUGUUAUUUCGGUGGGCUGCAACGGCACCAUGCUGCAGCCUUGGAAGGAGGUAGCCUUGAGCUUGGAAUGUAAGCACUUGGACCUGCUUUCGAAGCAGGACCUGGAGCUUUGGCUGCAAUGCGGUGGUGACCUUCGGCUUCAACCUUUUGGGACACCACUGCUAAGCCACCUGAAGGAUGAGGAGGCUGUUCAGUUUUGGCAGGAGCGUGUGGAAUCUGAGCUGUCCGAGACGAUUGUGGAAGACUGGGGCACUUGGAUAGCUCUAAGCGCUGCCCUCGUUGCUGCUGUUGCAACCGUAGGCCUGGAGCAUUUGUAUGCCAAGCUCUGGAAGCCAGCCGGCGAAGCUGAGCGCAGUCAGUUUCAGCUAGGUGCCAGUACAUUGGCGUGCAAGGCUUUCGGGGCCAAUGUGGGGCUUCGCAAAGGCUGGCGUCUACUCGAGGUCUACUGGUUCAUGCUACUUGUUGGCUUGCGUCCGAUGAUUUAUUAUUGGGCAUCAUGGUAUCCACUCAUAGCGGUGCUUUAUGUCGUCCCCGGCAUCAUUGCCUAUGGCGCGAUGGCAGUGCUCCGCAACCCAGUGCUGAUCCUCACCACAAACAAUCUCGCCAGCUAUGUGUUUGCCCUCCUGCGGGUGAUAGUCCUUCAGAUUCUGAACCAUCUUGUGCUGGAUUAUCAGUUGGGACGUUGGUUCAGAUUAGCUGGAAGUGAGACUGACCUCAUGGUCCGUCCAAUAGAUCCCUCCUAUUGGCUAUCUUGGCUUGCUAACCCGGAUUUUACAACAUGGUUUGCGCAAAAGCCCUUGACGCUUUGGCGGGCGAGCAACUUGCAGGACGACAUCCCCUGGGCACCAUCCAUGAUGGCCAACGAGAUCUUUGAGGUUCUGAAUGGUAUUGCCGACUUUGGUCCGUGGCUGUAUGGCUUUUGUCUGCUGGUGGCAAUUCUGCACAGCUUUGGAAGGCGUCAUGCUCGAACAGCAACACUUUGCUGUGGAGACCUGGGCCAAAGCAUCACGAGCCAGGCACAUGAGAUUCAACUCGCAGUUCAGGAACUCCUUCAAAAGGAAGUUGGGCAAUUUCGCGAAGUGAACGCGAAGAUCAAGCCGGUGGUAGGCUGGGCGUGGCCUUGGCAGGACGUCGGCAUCUAUCCCAGAGUUGCCUUCAUGUUGCUGGACAUGGCCCUUGACAUCAACACAGUCGUUGCAUUCUUCUCUGAGGGAAGCACCGGGUUUGCUGGCAUCAUGGCUUUCGUGGUGGCACGAAGUAUUCUGAAUCAGAUGCGCAUUCUUCGGCCAUGGAACCUCCAAAAGGCGAUCCGUGCCAGUAUCGCAAGAGGAAUUAUGCGGCAAGACCUCCUGGACUUCUUCAUGGAGGAGAAGCGGUCCGAAGGUCUGGUUGCUGCCGUGCUCACCGGUUGGUCGAUCCUCUUAUCAGUCUCGGCCUCUCAGAUGCUGCUGCAGACAUUCAGCUGGAUCUUGAGCAUGUACUCAGUUGGAGGCUACCUGGUGCAGGUGUGCGACUGGGAGAUUCCUGAGGGCACUAGCAAAGAGAAGGCUGCACCGUCGCCCGCGGAGUCCGUGGAGGACGAGGAUUUGGUUGAGAUCUGA
This is a messenger RNA of Symbiodinium sp. CCMP2592, 1889 nucleotides long. The record is from the annotation of a GenBank genome assembly. NCBI's taxonomy places the organism in Eukaryota, Dinophyceae, Suessiales, Symbiodiniaceae.